AUGUUUUCUGCAAAAUCCAUUUAUGAAAUGUACAAGCGUUUUAAUGACUUGAUAAACAGAUUCAAAGGCUUAGGCAAACCGUUUUCUAGUAAAGAACUAGUAAGAAAGCUACUGAGAUCUUUACCUUGUGAAUGGAUGCCUAAACGAACUGCAAUUGAAGAAGCUCGUGAUUUAAACACUCUUUCGGUUGAAAGACUCAUUGGUUCUCUUUUGAGUCAUGAGGAAGUUGUUAACCAGAUGAAUAGAUAA
This is a messenger RNA of Linum tenue, 249 nucleotides long. NCBI's taxonomy places the organism in Eukaryota, Viridiplantae, Streptophyta, Magnoliopsida, Malpighiales, Linaceae. The record is from the annotation of a GenBank genome assembly.